UGUGUGUGUGUGUGUGUGUCUGUGUGUGUGUCUGUGUGUGUGUGUCUGUGUGUGUGUGUCUGUGUGUGUGUGUGUGUGUGUGUGUGUGUGUGUGUCUGUGUGUGUGUGUGUGUGUGUGUGUGUGUGUGUGUGUGUGUGUGUGUGUGUGUGUGUGUGUCUGGGUGUGUGUGUGUGUGUGUGUGUGUGUGUGUGUGUGUGUGUGUGUGUGUGUGUGUGUGUGUGUGUGUGUCUGUGUGUGUGUGUGUGUGUGUGUGUGUGUGUGUGUGUGUGUGUGUGUGUGUGUGUGUGUGUGUGUGUGUGUGUGUGUGUGUGUGUGUGUGUGUGUGUGUGUGUGUGUGUGUGUGUGUGUGUGUGUGUGUGGGAGCCUGCAGGAGGCGCUGGUGCGUCGCUCGUCUGUCGCUCGUCUGUUUUCUGCACGCGCUCAGUGGGACGUAGAGGUUAAAGUUCGGGUUAGUUGUUGUUCAAGUUUCUCUUCAGUUUUUCCGACACGAUUCACAGAAAAUGACCUGGAAAUGAAAGAUUUGACCUUUUGUUGUAAACCUGCACUUCCUUCUGUCUGAGUCUGGAGCUGAACAAACUGAAGCUGAGUCGAGUCGUCACGUUUCCCUCGAGCGACUUUCACCUGGACUCCAGACGUGAACUUUCUCAGGUGGAAGUUUCAGUUUGAAACGUUUUACAGAUGUGACUUUUCUUUUGUGAAAACUGUAACAUGUUUUAAACUCGUCUCAAACAGCUGGACUCCUGUUUGUUUCUUUCACAUGUUUCAUUCUUUGACUUUGUUUACGUCUCUAAACUCUGUUGUAGUUUGUAGUUUUCAGGUGAACAGUUCUUUUCCGUUUACGCUGCGUCCAGACGUCGGUGUCGCGGCGUCGUGUCGCGGCGUCGUGUCGCGGCGUCGUGUCGCGGCGUCGUGUUCACGUGCAGGAGUCUGACACGGCGUCCUGGACGUCCUGGGUUUUUGUGACGCGUCUUGAGUUUUCAGGCAUCGACGUUCUAGAGCCAAGAUCAACACUUCUGACAUAAACAGUUCUGCUUUUUCAACUUCUGAUGUCUGAAGCGCCGCGUCAGCCAAUCAGAGACGAGUAUCCAGAGACGCAGCGACGUAAUUAUCCACAAGAAGAAGAAGAAGAAAGAGCCGAGAACCACAAACACCAGAAGAAGAAACUCUACAGAGAGUCCAUUAAAGGAAGAUGAAUAUAAACACAGCGACGAUACUGACGAGUUUGAGUCAUAGAAACAGUAGAUUCACUUUGGGCGACCGCAGCGACGCUCUGACAUGUGAAGUAUUUUUCUUCUGUUGUUCGCGGCGUCUGAACUCAAACACAAAAACUCCAACCGCAGUCGACCAGAGUCGACUCUGUCUGAACACAGCUUCAGCUCAGUCGAGAUCCACGACUCCACGACUGAAACGAUCCACGUGCUGAUUCUAGUGAAGGUGUGUGGAGUUUAAAAACACAGUGGAGCUCUUCCUGUAUCACCACAUGAUGACAUCACAAGGUGUUUUUGUUGGAGAAGAACUCGGCCUGAAUCUGCAGGUUUGUGUGUUUAAGUUUGUAGAGACGAAAGAGAAACACAGAGACAGUUUGUCCUGAGAAGUUGAGCAGGAAAAAAGACAAACACCAACUCCUCUCUUCUUCCUCUUUCCUCUAAAAUCACUCUUGUUUAGUCGUGUUCAGAGUUUCUGUUUCGUGUUUCGUCUCUCGUCUCGUUCGUCUUUAGAUCCUUCGUCUGUUUCAGUCGCUCCGUCGCUGGAAGAAUCUCCAACAAUCUCCAGAGACAAAAGUCCAAGACUCGACCACACUGUGCUUGAAGGUUGUAUAGAGGAUUUUUUAAGGGAAGAGAAAUACAGCGACAGUUCUUCUGCCUGCGUGACCCCACCUCCCUCCUCCACAGCUCCUCAGUAGAAACUUCUCCUUCCACCUCUUUACUCUACAAAUCAUGUUUGUUUCCAGCCAGUGCGCGUCCAGAAUCACUGUUGAAGUUUCCUGUCUAGAAAUAAUUUAUCAACCGACGCGUCAGUUUUUAGACCCUUCGUCUGCUUCAGUCGCACCAUCGCUGGAAGGAAUCUCCAAGAAUCACCUCAGUUUGUCUUUGCUCCUUUUCCUCUUCUCUUCUUCUUCCUCAAAAACCGACUUUCUUUUGCGGUGAACUGGUCGUGGAUUCUCGUCCGACAUCACAACAAACUUUGUAUGAACUGUGAGGAAGCGACAGUUUGAAAAAGCCUCUAAGAACCGCUGCAUAAACCACAUAAUCCCUGCGCUCCGGCGAGUCACUUACACUAAAAAGGUUGUCAAUCAAACUCCUUACAUAACAGCCAAUAGAUAAAGAGGAAGCCUCGUUUUCUAUUGGCUGAUGUUUAUCUGACCUCAACAUGUCCGCAGUUGAUAGAUUUUCAUUAUUUUUUUUGGUCAUAAUUACAAAGCUGCUGCGUCUCUUUAAUGGUAUUUUAAAUUUUCAUUGACAAUUUGAAACUAAAAAAAAAGAAUCCCCCAUACAACCUUUAAACUCCACAUUUGUCUCUUUGUAAAUAAUUUGUGAAACUGUAACAAAACAUAAAUGUGUUUUUAUAAACUCAACAAACGUCGUUCAUGGAAAUUCAAACUCGUUGGUUGUUCCGCACGUGUUGCUCUAAGAUGAUCUUGAUUUGUUUAAAUGUCGUUCUGGAUUUUCUACACGACCAAAGAAAAUAUUUGUGUUACUGAGCAGAUUUUCAAAAUAAACCGGGACGUCUCGGUUUGUGGAGCUCGAUAAAACGGAAAAUAGUGAAACGAAUGUGAAAAGAAGGAAAACUGUUCACGAUGAACUCGAGUCACUUUAGUCACAUUUUCUUUGUGUUUUUAAGCAGAUUUUUAUUUAUUUAUUUUUUGGUCGGUUUUGUUUAAAUCUGUGGGACGUGGACACAGACUCAGGAAACAUGGACGUGUCUGUAUUUGUGCCAAUAAAAUAAAAGUCUGAUCAUUCUGUCUUAAAACAGGACGGAGCUGAUCAUGUUUUCAGUGCGUCACAUAUUUGUUCUGUUUUUUUUACCGUGUUUAUCACAAGAAACAACACGACGACAUAAAACGGGUUGAAGUCGAGGACAGAGACGCGUCGACGAUGAUGAAGAACAGGAUGUUUAAAACCGACAAGAGCGUCCACUAGAGGGCGAGAAUCCACAGAAACAUCAGCAUCUCCACACGCAGUACUGCCCCGCUCGAAGUACUACGCACUCAAAGUACUGCCCCGCUCGAAGUACUACGCACUCAAAGUACUGCCCCGCUCGAAGUACUACGCACUCAAAGUACUGCCCCGCUCGAAGUACUACGCACUCAAAGUACUGCGCAGUACUCGCCCGAACUCUGAACACGUCUGCUCCCGCCUCAGGAAGUGACAUCACAGUGACGUCAUGAGCUCCAAACGAGUCGUCUUCAAAAAGGUCUCCCGCGACAAAUCUUUGACCGUGUAUCUGCCCAAGAGAGACUUUGUCGACCACUGUGAUUAUGUCGACCCAGUGGAGGGGGUGGUGGUGAUUGAUCCUCAGCAGCUCAAAGGAAAAAAAGUGUACGUGAUGUUGGCGUGCACGUUCCGGUACGGUCGUCAGGGCGAGGAGGUGAUGGGCGUGGCCUUCAGGAGGGACCUGCUGGUGGUGACUCGGCAGGUUUUCCCCGAGCUCCAGGACAAAUCCCGACUCGUCCACUCCAGGGUCCAGGAGAAACUCGUCCGGAAGCUCGGGGACUACGCCUUCCCCUUCUUCUUCGAGUUUCCAGAUAAUCUGCCGUGUUCUGUGGCUCUGCAGCCCGGACCCACCGACCAAGGCAAGAAAUGUGCGGUGGAGUUUGAGGUGAAGGCGUUUUGUGCCGAUCAAAACGACGAGAAGACGGACAAACAGAGCUCCGUGCGUCUGAUGAUCCGUAAAGUCCAGUUCAGUCCGGACUCUGUGGGUCCGGCUCCGGUCGCCGAGACGACGUUUGAGUUUCUGAUGUCGGAAAAACCUCUGUAUGUGAAACUGUCCCUGCCCAAAGAGACCUUCUAUCACGAGGAGCCGGUGAAGGUGAACGUGGAGAUCAACAACUCCUCGAGCAGAAACAUCAAAGACAUCAGCCUGUCAGUGGAGCAGGUCACAAACGUGGUUCUUUAUUCCAACGACAAAUACGUGAAAUCUGUGGCCAAAGAAGAAACCACAGACACGGUUCCGGCGGGUUCCUCUCUGAAACGGGAGUAUUGUCUGUUUCCAUCUCUCGCCCACAACAAAGAACGUCGAGGUUUGGCCCUGGACGGACGCCUGAAGCACGAAGACACCAACCUGGCCUCCUCCACCAUAGUGAAGCAGGAGGUUCUGAAGGACGUCCAGGGGAUGUUGGUCUCUUAUAAAGUGGUUCUCAGGAUGAUCGCCUCCGGUGACGUUUCCCUGGAGCUUCCCUUCAGACUCAUGCAUCCCAAACCCGACGCAGCAAAAGAAAGUGAUCCUGGUGAUCUGGUUUUCGAGGACUUUAAACGAGUUUAUCUCAAAGGCGUGAUCGGAGACGACGACGACUCUGCCACUGAGGCCUGA
This is a messenger RNA of Boleophthalmus pectinirostris (great blue-spotted mudskipper), 4531 nucleotides long. RefSeq names its product S-arrestin-like. The transcript has 16 exons. The coding region runs from base 3386 to 4531 and encodes 381 amino acids. Gene Ontology annotation, cellular component: photoreceptor outer segment; photoreceptor inner segment. The record is from RefSeq and is a predicted model, not a curated record. Gene Ontology annotation, molecular function: G protein-coupled receptor binding. NCBI's taxonomy places the organism in Eukaryota, Metazoa, Chordata, Actinopteri, Gobiiformes, Gobiidae. Gene Ontology annotation, biological process: G protein-coupled receptor internalization; signal transduction.